AAUAAAUAAUGGACACGAAAGAAUUCAUUGACUUUGGCAAGGCAGUCAUCGAUUUCGUGGCUAAUUAUACGGAAACUCUAAGAGAGAAGAACGUCCUUCCAGAUGUUGAGCCCGGAUAUCUCAGCGAAUUGAUACCCAAAGAAGCGCCACAGGAAGCGGAAACGUGGCAGGAGGUGCUGAAAGACGUCGAACGAUACAUCAUACCGGGAGUAACUCAUUGGAAUUCGCCGCAUUUUCACGCAUUCUAUCCAACUGCGAACUCGUAUCCGGCAAUUGUGGGUGAAAUUUUGAGCAGCGGUAUCAGUUGUAUCGGUUUUUCAUGGCUCGCUUCUCCCGCGUGCACCGAGCUCGAAGUCAUUACAAUGAACUGGCUGGGAAAAUUACUAGGAUUGCCAAAUGAGUUCUUGAAUUGCAGCGAAGGGCCUGGAGGAGGUGUUAUACAAGGAUCAGCAAGUGAGGCAACUAUAGUAUGUUUGCUAGCUGCGAAAGAACAAAAAACUCGUCAAAUGAAACGACUUCAUCCAGAAUGGGAUGAAAAUUUCAUCAGAAAUAAAUUAGUCGCGUAUACAUCUGAUCAAUCAAAUUCCUCCGUAGAAAAGGCGGGAAUAUUAGCGUCAGUCCCCAUGAAACUUUUACCAGUAGACGACAAGUGCGCUUUACGAGGUGAAACAUUAUUGAAAGCAAUCAAAGAGGAUCUGGAGAAAGGUUUGAUACCGUGCUAUGUCGUGGCCACUUUGGGCACUACAGGCACAUGUGCCUUUGAUAAUCUCGAAGAAUUGGGACCAAUUUGUAAUGAAUACGACAUAUGGAUUCACGUAGAUGCUGCUUAUGCAGGUGCUGCCUUUGUCUGUCCCGAGUAUCGACAUUUGAUGUCUGGCGUUGAUUAUGUUGACUCCUUCAACAUCAACCUACACAAAUGGCUACUCGUAAAUUUUGAUUGCUCUGCACUCUGGGUGAAAGAUUCUAGGCGACUCAUCGAAGCUUUCAGCAUAGACAGAAUUUACUUGGCGCACGACAAACAAGGACUUGCUCCAGAUUACAGGAACUGGCAAAUUCCCUUGGGUCGACGCUUUCGUUCGCUGAAAAUUUGGUUCGUGUUACGAAUCUACGGAGUGGAGGGUCUGCAAGAUCACAUAAGACGUACUAUAAAAUUGGCCCAAUUAUUUGAAAAAUACGUAAAAUCCGACAACAGAUUCGAAGUAGUAACAGAUAGGUCUAUGGGUCUGAUCUGCUUCAGGAUGAAGGGCGAGGAUCAAUUGACCAAGGAACUUCUCAGUCGAUUGACAGACGAGAGAAAGAUUUACGUGGUAGCGGCAACUUUUCAAGAAAAAUUGAUCGUUCGUUUCGUAGUGUGCAGUCGUUUAAGCCGCGAGGACGACAUCGUUUUUGCAUGGAACGAGAUCACGAAACAAGCGGCGGAAGUUCUACGAUCGCGAGCUCACUCCUUGCAGGAAGAAUCGCACGAGACUUUUACGAAAUCCAUCAGCGAUAUGGCGACGAGGAUAGAAAGUUUAAAUCUUGAAUCGAAAACGCAAAAGAUAUCGUAGAACUCGCUAAUUGGUAUACAAAUGUUAAUUAGAAAACAGUAAGUCAUUUCUGAAGCUUUUCGAUUUGACUUUAGAAAUUUAAAAAUAAUACAGUAACUAUAAAAAAAGUAAGCG
This is a messenger RNA of Colletes gigas, 1661 nucleotides long. Its product is annotated as aromatic-L-amino-acid decarboxylase-like. NCBI's taxonomy places the organism in Eukaryota, Metazoa, Arthropoda, Insecta, Hymenoptera, Colletidae. Bases 9 to 1547 code for a protein of 512 amino acids. The record is from RefSeq and is a predicted model, not a curated record. Gene Ontology annotation, biological process: amino acid metabolic process; catecholamine metabolic process. Gene Ontology annotation, molecular function: pyridoxal phosphate binding; aromatic-L-amino-acid decarboxylase activity. The transcript has 8 exons.